Sciurus carolinensis (gray squirrel) is the source of this 4337-nucleotide messenger RNA. It is a transcript of the gene Foxm1, whose product is annotated as forkhead box M1. The record is from RefSeq and is a predicted model, not a curated record. Lineage: Eukaryota; Metazoa; Chordata; Mammalia; Rodentia; Sciuridae. Gene Ontology annotation, biological process: regulation of DNA-templated transcription; G2/M transition of mitotic cell cycle. Gene Ontology annotation, molecular function: DNA-binding transcription factor activity; sequence-specific DNA binding.
AUGGCUGAACUACAUAAUGGGCAGCGUCGCCUGGCGGGACCAGGCGAACGCGCGUGCGGGGCGCCGAGCAGGCGAAGGGCGCUAAACCCGGGUCCCACCGUGCCCCCGCAUACCCACACUGCCCUCGGCUCGCCCUCCCCGGCCGCGGGGACCCCCGGCUGCCAGCCCCGUCAGUCGCCCACCCCCACGAGCCGCCAGCCGCCUUACCCGCCCGGCGGGGCCACGGCCGCCGCUCCUCACAGCGCACAGCGUUCGAGCCGGAACGCGGAGACACGCCGGCGCCGAUUGGCGACGCUCCGUCACGUGACCGCAACGCUCCGCCGGCGCCAAUUUCAAACAGCGGAACAAACUGAAAGCUCCGGUGCCGGACCCCACCCCCGGCCCCGGCCCGGGACCCCCUCCCCUCCCGGGCUCCCCCGGGGCUCCCACCCCUCCCGCACCGCCGGGGACCCGGCCGGCCUGGCGCGAGUCCGUGUCCGGGCCCUGGCCCGGCCCCAGGUUGGAGAAGCCACAGGCGGCGGCGCUGGGAUCUGGAGGGUCCAUUCUUGUGAUUCUCAUGGAGAGGUGAAAGCACAGAUUCAUAAUGAAAACCAGCCCCGGCGGCCACUGAUUCUCAAAAGACGAAGGCUGCCCCUUCCUGUUCAAGAUGCCCCACGUGAAACACCAGAGGCACCUAAGAGACCUCCUGCCCAAGAGAAGCCUAGUCAAGCACAGGCCUCCAAAGAGGUGCAGAGCCACUCUUGCAAGUUUCCAACUGGGAUCAAGAUUAUUAAUCACCCUACCAUGCCCAACACACAAGUGGUGGCCAUCCCCAACAAUGCUGAUAUCCAAAGCAUCAUCACAGCGUUGACCGCCAAAGGAAAGGAGAGUGGCAGCAGUGGGCCCAACAAAUUCAUCCUUAUCAGCUGUGGAGGAGCCUCAACUCAUCCUUUAGGACCCCAGCUUCAGUCCCAGACCAGCAAUGUCCAGAGGACAGAAGUAAUUACAGAGACUUUGGGACCAAAGCCUGCAACUAGGGAUGCAAAUGUUCUCAGACCACCUGGACCCACUGUGGGGCAGAGACUGGAGAGCUGUGCUGGUGGUGAGACAGCAGGCUGCACUCUGGACAACAGCUUAACCAACAUCCAGUGGCUUGGAAAGAUGAGUUCUGAUGGACUGGGCUCCUGUAGCAUCAAGCAAGAGAUGGAGGAAAAAGAGAAUUGUCACCUGGAGCAGCGUCAGGUUAAGAUGGAGGAGCCCUCAGGAACAUCAACAUCCUGGCGAUCUGUGUCUCAGCGGCCACCGUACUCUUACAUGGCCAUGAUACAAUUCGCCAUCAACAGCACUGAGAGGAAGCGCAUGACCUUGAGAAUCUAUACGUGGAUCGAGGACCACUUCCCCUAUUUUAAGCACAUUGCCAAGCCAGGCUGGAAGAAUUCUAUUCGCCACAAUCUUUCCCUCCAUGACAUGUUUGUUCGGGAGACAUCUGCCAAUGGCAAGGUCUCCUUUUGGACCAUUCACCCCAGUGCCAAUCGCUACUUGACAUUGGACCAGGUGUUUAAGCCACUGGACCCAGGGUCUCCACAAUCGCCCGAGCACUUGGAAUCACAGCAGAAGCGACCCAAUCCUGAGCUCCGCCGGAAUGUAACCAUCAAAACUGAACUCCCACUGGGUGCACGGCGGAAGAUGAAGCCUCUACUACCACGGGUCAGCUCAUAUCUGGUGCCCAUCCAGUUCCCAGUGAACCAGUCACUGGUGCUGCAGCCCUCAGUGAAGGUGCCAUUGCCCCUGGCAGCUUCACUCAUGAGCUCAGAACUUGCCCGUCAUAGCAAACGAGUCCGCAUUGCCCCCAAGCUGCUACUAGCUGAUGAGGGCAUAGCCCCUCUUCCCACUGCGGGACCAGUGAAGGAGGAGAAACCCCUGCUUGCAGAAGGGCUGUUGCCUUUGCUUCCAGUUCAGUCCAUCAAGGAGGAGGAAAUCCAACCUACAGAGGACAUGCCACAUUUAGCAAGACCCAUUAAAGUGGAGAGCCCUCCCUUGGAAGAGUGGCCCUCCCCAUGCCCAUCAUUCAAAGAGGAACUGUCUCACUCCUGGGAGGAUUCUUCCUGCUCUCCCACCCCAAGGCCCAAGAAGUCCUACAGUGGGCAGUCCCCAGCCCGAUGUGUCUCAGAAAUGCUCGUGAUUAAACGAAGGGAGAAAAGAGAGAUGAGCCGGUCUCGAAGGAAACAGCACCUGCAGCCUCCCUGUCUGGAUGAGCCCGAGCUGGUCUUCUCAGAGGGCCCCAGCACAUCCCAACGAGCUACUGAGGCCCCUCUCCUGACAGACCCUGUCUCCCACCUUGGUUGUCUCCAGCAGGAAGGAGGACCUUUCAAGACCCCCAUUAAGGAGACUCUGCCCAUCUCCUCUACCCCAAGCAAAUCUAUCCUCCCCAGAACCCCUGAAUCCUGGAGGCUCACACCCCCAGCCAAAGCAGAAGGUCUUGAUUUCAGCCCAGUACGAACCCCCCAGGGCGCCUUCGGCUCCCUGCCUGACUCCCUGGGGCUGAUGGAUCUGAGCACCACACCACUGAAAAGCAUUCCCCUCUUUGACUCACCCCCGAGAGCUCCUCAUUCAGAACCCUUUGACCUUGCCUCUGACCCCUUUAACAGCUCUUCCCCCUCUGAUCCAGAAAUUCCCAAGCGUUCCCCAGAGCUACAGGUUCCCAGCCUUUCAGACCGUUCUCUGACUGAAGGUCUGGUUCUGGAUACAAUGAAUGACAGCCUAAGCAAGAUCCUGCUGGAUAUCAGCUUUCCUGGCCUGGAGGAGGACCCACUGGGCCCUGACAACAUCAACUGGUCUCAGUUCAUUCCUGAACUAACGGUAGAGACUGGACUUGACCUUGCCUUACUGUUCAAGCUGUUCACUAUUCCAGGCAUUCAUGUGGCUGGGCAGUCCCAAGGCUCAGUGUACCCCAAGCCCUCUGAGGACAGCAGGCAGGGACCAUGCUGCUCCUCAUAGCUCCCCCAGCCUGAUUAUGCAAGGCAGUAGUCACACCUUAACUGCUGCUGGGUCCUUUGCAAGCAGUAGGGUAACUGGUCUUUGUGCCACCUUAUGCUCCUUGAGAGAAUCUGAUUCCUCUACUCUCCCUACAAGGACCUGAAGGGUGGGAAUGACAAAAGCAAUGGUGAUAAGGAGUUAGGACUUCCCCAAACUGUUUCUAUUCUGUGCCCAGGAGUCUCUCACCUUCCCUGCUCCUUGUAGGGUGGCCCUUGUAAAUAGUGUAAAUUCUCCAAAUUAUCCUCUAAUUAUAAAUGUAAGCUUAUUACCUUAGAUCAUUAUCUAGAGACUGCCAGAAGGUGGGCACGGUGACAAGGGGUUGCUGUUGCCUCUGUUCCUUGCUUUUGGUUCCUGGAGAAGGGCAGGACUGCAGUGCGGGUUUCUUCCUGACCCAAGGUACCUAGCUCUGGGGUUCUUCACUGUAGGCACCCAGUCUGCUUGCCAGGGUCCCUCUUAUUGCUCCUUUCCACCUCCCCACUUUUCCAGGUCAGCUUUCUUGCAAGAAAUCCCAGUUACAAAGGUCUCAUAUCUGGUCAAGAGUUGAAUUUUGGGGUGGGUGGAUAGAUGUGUCUAAAGCAAAGAGAAUGUGCCAGAUGUGCCCCAUUAGAUAUUUCUCUGAUAAUGUCCCUAAUCAUGCCAGGGAGACUAGCAUUGAUGAGAACUCAGGCGGAGGCUUAAGAAGGUAGAAAGGACCCCUGACCUGCCUGGCUUCCUUAGCUUGCACCUCAGCUUUGCAGAGAGCCACCCUGGGCCCCAGCUGACUGCAUGUACAUGAGCCAGCUCAAUAACACUACUGUAACUACCUACCAAAUAAAAUCCAGGGUGGAGCUGCUGGUCUCUGUGGUCUCAGUAUCUGGAAGGGUUGGAAAAGAAAGGGGGUGAUGAUGGAUGCAGUGGUAAUGGGGAGAAGCAAGGCCUGCAGUUCUCUGGGAGUGCUGGGAGAAUGCAUGGGGCUUUUGCAGAAUCCCCUCCCUGCCACACUCUGCUGGAGCAUAUAUCCUUUCUGACACAGAGAUUGCCAAUUUUCCUUCUUCCCUGUCAUCUUAGACCUUGUUCUUUGGGCCUCUGUGCCUACUGGCUAACUUAGGGUUUUGUCAGCUCUCAGUAAGAAUGGCAGGCACCCCUCCCCAGAGCAUUAGGUUAAAAUGGACCCUACUGCUAGUGCCUUCUUAACACCUUAUCCUGACCUGAGACCUGAAACUUCCUAGCAAGUCCCUUCCAGAAACCGUUCCUGUCACCGUUUUUUGCAGCCAGAACUGUCAAGAGAGUCCUUCCCGCUCACUGCCUAUCUCACCUGAAAGGGAGGCAGGGGCCCCAGGGAC